CAUUAUUUUGCGUUCGUUGUCAUGUAAACAAAAAUCUUGAGACAACCGACGUGGGCUGUUUCUAAAGCCCUUUAAAAGAAGAGGAACACGGUGACUGUAUUUAAGAUAUGAGAAUGAACUGUUUAAUAUCAAAAUGCUUGCUGAGGCCCCAGUCUUUUUCAAGACUAAUAGCAAACAGAAAUGUAACAAAGCCUCUCAGUAAAGUACAUCCUCUAAGCGAGAAUCCCCUCAGAACCAUACACAGCGAGACAAUAUCUAAGGCAUAUGCAGACAAGAUUAUCCAAGAAACAGAGCUAAGCAGAGACCACCUCACACCUGAACUGAACCUUCACCUCAUCACUCAGUCAUGUCGACUCUGGAAAGCACACCCUGAAGACUCGCCUUUCCCUGAACCUUUCUGGGCUUUUUAUUGGCCAGGAGGUCAGGCGGUAGCAAGGUAUGUGUUAGACUGCCCAUAUUUAAUAAAGGGCAAGAGAGUUCUUGAUUUUGGCUGUGGUUGUGGAGCAAGUGGGUUAGCAGCACUUAAGUCAAAGGCUAAGAUGGUGAUGUUUAACGACAUUGAUGAAGUCAGUAUUGAAGCAGUAAAGCUGAAUGGGAAAAGUAAUGAAAUAAAAGUGAGUGAAACUUCCACAGAAAACCUCAUAGGAAGCAGCUGUGAAGAAUAUGACGUGGUGUUAGUUGGAGAUAUGCUCUAUGACACUGAUUUUGCUGAUGAAGUGUUGCUGUGGUUAGAUAGUAUUCGUAAAAGAAAUAAACUGGUGCUUAUUGGAGACCCAGGAAGAUUUGCCCUGGCAUCUCACCCUCUAAAAGGUGACCUAAGGUGCUUCGGAAAAUAUCACUUAUCUAAAACAACAACCCUAGAAAACAAUGGCUAUUCACAGGCUUGUGUAUGGAGUUUCCUAUGAGUUAAUUAUAUAUUUUUAUCAAAGUA
Molecule: messenger RNA, 931 nt
Organism: Penaeus indicus
Lineage: Eukaryota; Metazoa; Arthropoda; Malacostraca; Decapoda; Penaeidae
Product: electron transfer flavoprotein beta subunit lysine methyltransferase-like
Exons: 6
Coding region: 108-905 (265 amino acids)
Cellular component (GO): mitochondrial matrix
Molecular function (GO): protein methyltransferase activity
Source: RefSeq, a predicted model, not a curated record